Ictalurus punctatus (channel catfish) is the source of this 7668-nucleotide messenger RNA. It is a transcript of the gene pcdh11, whose product is annotated as protocadherin 11. Gene Ontology annotation, cellular component: plasma membrane. Lineage: Eukaryota; Metazoa; Chordata; Actinopteri; Siluriformes; Ictaluridae. The coding region runs from base 731 to 4429 and encodes 1232 amino acids. Gene Ontology annotation, molecular function: calcium ion binding. Gene Ontology annotation, biological process: homophilic cell-cell adhesion. The transcript is spliced from 6 exons. The record is from RefSeq and is a predicted model, not a curated record.
AGUGAUGCUGCACCACUUUCAUCCUCCUCUUUUGGGAAGAGCGAGCGCUGACAGCAGUCCAUGUUCACAUCCAUUCUGCGUUUAAUUAUGACUCGUUCCCCCAAAACAGUGAGCGUGCCAGGCGAGAGAACGCGCUAUGCUCUCAGCGCAUCUCAGCAGUGCGUACUCGUGCGUCAGACACAAUAAUUCACUCAAACUAUCCCCGUGUGGCCCGGAAGACUCCCCUGUUUCCAAUGAUGAGUUGUUUUCUCCCUCCUUUUCCUUUCUUCCCCAGUUUUUUCCCCUCCCCUCCAUUCAGAAGUGUUGCGUGUUGAGUAAGCGACUCGGAGCAUCAGUGUGAGUGAGAGUGCUGAACUGAAAGCAGUCGAGUCCAUCCGUCUGAGGAGGAGGAGGAGGAGGAAUUACAGGGGAAAAGUAAAGCGCGAGGCUUCCAACGCCGCUCUUGUGGACCGUAGACUUUGCCUCUUCUUCUUCUUCUUCUUCUUCUUCUUUUUUUUAAAGGACACGCAUGGUGCUUUUUAGCUGGAUACCGACUCAAGCUGCUUGAUCUUCUCCUUGAUUUCCCCCCUUUCCUAUUUCACUCCACUUGAGUCUCGGCUUCACGGCACUUCAUCUCCUAAACGGCGAUGCUGCUGCGUGACGCGAAUUAAGAAGAGUUUUUCCCCCAAAAUUUGCCCCAAACGCAAAGAAAUUACAGACCUUCCAAGACAAAUCCCCACCCACUCUGAGCAUGGACUUGUUGAGUGAAUCCCAUGUGCUGGUGCUUUUCCUCACCUGCCUGGUGUCGCUGUGCUGGGCCCAGGAGAAGGAUUACACGGUGAAGGAGGAACAGCCAGAGAACGUGCGCAUCGGGAACCUGCGCAAAGACUUGGACCUAAACCUGGACCCCAAUGUUAAGCUGUCCUCAGCCUUGGAGUUCAAACCCGUCUAUAAGUCGGGAGAGGUUCCUUUGGUGAGGGUGGAGUCCAGUACGGGCGAGAUUUUCACGACAUCAAAUCGCAUCGACCGCGAGAAGCUGUGCUCAGGCGUCUUCAAUGAGAAACGCUGCUUCUACGAGAUUGAGGUGGCUGUGCUGCCCGACGAGAUCUUUCGCCUGGUCAAGAUUCGCUUCCUCAUUGAAGACAUCAAUGACAAUGCCCCUCUGUUCCAGUCUACCGUCAUUAACAUCUCCAUUCCCGAGAAUACAGCCAUCAAUAACCGCUAUCCGGUACCCUCAGCUUUCGAUCCUGAUGUGGGGCUUAAUGGUAUCCAGCACUAUGAGCUUGUCAAGAGUGUGAGUGAGUUUGGCCUGGACAUCAUUGAAACUCCAGAGGGAGACAAGUGGCCCCAACUCAUAGUCCAACAAAAUUUGGAUCGAGAAACCAAGGACACUUUUGUGAUGAAAAUCAAAGUGGAAGAUGGCGGCACACCUCCAAAGUCCAGCACAGCCAUCCUCCAGGUCACUGUCUCAGAUGUAAAUGACAAUCGUCCAGUGUUCAAGGACAGUGAGGUGGAAGUGAAAGUGCCUGAGAAUGCCCCUAUGGGGACAUCAGUCACUCAACUUCAUGCCACUGAUGCUGAUCUUGGCUCCAAUGCUCAGAUCCAUUUUUCCUUUAGCAAUCAAAUAUCUCCAGUAUCCAGAAGGCACUUUGUUAUCGACAGUUCUACUGGAUUGAUUACGAUCAAACAGCCAUUGGACAGAGAAUCCAACCCAGUCCACAAGCUCAUAGUCCUGGCAAGUGAUGGUAGCACUACACCUUCAAGGGCUACUGUCAUAGUAAAUGUAACAGACAUUAAUGACAAUGUUCCAUCCAUAGACACUCGGUAUAUAAUAAACCUUGUUAAUGGCACAGUAUUGUUGUCUGAAAAUGCCCCUCUAAACACAAAAAUAGCUCUAAUUACAGUGACUGACAGGGAUGCUGACCUUAAUGGUAAAGUGACAUGUUACACGGAUCAUGACGUACCCUUUCGGUUGAAACCUGUUUUUAAUGACCAAUUCUUGUUGGAAACUGCGGCACCCUUAGAUUACGAGACUACUCGAGAAUAUGCAAUUAAGAUAGUAGCUUCAGAUUCAGGGAAACCUCCUUUAAACACUUCUGCAAUGGUCCUCAUUAAAAUCAAGGAUGAGAACGAUAAUAUCCCAGUUUUCCCUCAGCCAGAGAUUCAGCUGUCCAUCCCAGAGAACAAUGACCCUGGCACACAGCUGAUAAAGAUCAGUGCCAUGGAUGCAGACAGUGGCUCUAAUGCCCUAAUAAUUUAUACCCUUGGCCCAGACACACCUGAUGGGUUUAACAUAGAUCCACGGUCUGGUAUACUCUCUGUUAGCAAGAGACUGGAUAGAGAAAAACAGGAAACCUAUUCAUUUACAGUCUUUGCCAAGGAUAACGGUUCUAAUCCUCUACAAAGCAAUGUCACAGUGAAGCUAAUUGUCCAAGACCAAAAUGACAACAGUCCAGCCUUCACCCAUCCUGAAUAUAAUUUCUACGUGCCUGAGAACUUGCCUUUGUAUGGCACAGUUGGCUUGAUUACAGUUACAGACGCAGAUGCUGGAGAUAAUUCAGUGGUUACCCUCUCAAUUAUAAAUGGCAAAGACAAUUUUAUUAUUGACCCCAAAACUGGCGUAAUUAAACCAAACAUUACAUUUGACAGGGAGCAGCAAAGUUCCUAUACCUUCAUUGUCAAAGCUGUGGAUGGAGGAUUAAUUCAGACAACUUCAUAUGCCAAGGUCACCAUAAAUGUUGUUGAUAUUAAUGACAAUCGACCUGUGUUUGUCAUCCCACCUUCCAACUACUCCUAUGACCUAGUCCCUUUCACAACCAGCCCUGGCUCUGUGGUGACCCGAGUGUAUGCCAUUGACAAUGACACUGGCAUGAAUGCAGAGCUGCAGUACAGCAUUAUUGGAGGGUCACCAAGAGGACUGUUUGCUAUUGACAAAACUACAGGGAACAUUACUCUGCAAGAGAAGAUUGUUAAUGCUGAUCAAGGCCUUCAUAGGUUGGUGGUAAUGGUCAAAGACUUAGGACAGCCAGACCCCUUGCAUGCAAUUGCACUUGUUCACUUGUUUGUGAACGAUACUGUCUCCAAUGUUACAUUCAUUCAGGAGCAAGUCCGCAAAAGUAUGGAAACACCCUUGGACAGAAAUGUUGGGGACAACAAUGUAAUCCCACAGACCAAUAGCUAUGUAAUUGUUGUCAUAGCCAUAAUUGCUGGGACCAUGACUGUCAUAUUGGUGAUAUUUGUGACUGCUUUGGUACGUUGUCGACAAACACCCAGGCACAAAGUUGUUCAGAAGGGCAAGCAGAGCGGUGAGUGGGUAUCGCCAAAUCAGGAAGGCCGGCAGAUCAAAAAGAAGAAGAAGAAAAAGAAGAGGUCCCCUAAGAGCUUGCUGUUGAACUUUGUCACUAUUGAUGAAUCCAAAUCUGAAGACCCUACUCAUGAGCACAUCAAUGGCACCUUAGACCUUCCAGUUGAGCUUGAGGAGCAGACAAUGGGAAAGUAUAAUUGGGCCACCACACCAACCACAUUUAAACCUGACAGCCCUGAUUUAGCCAAGCAUUACAAGUCAGCAUCUCCUCAGCCUACCUUUCAGAUCAAACCAGAAACCCCAGUGGCUCCCAAGAAGCACCAUGUCAUUCAGGAACUCCCCUUGGACAACACAUUCGUAGUUGGCUGUGACUCUCUCUCCAAAUGCUCCUCCAGCAGCUCCGACCCCUACAGUGUCUCAGAGUGCAGCUGUCAAGGGAGCUUCAAGGCACCUGGGCAAAUUCACACCCGACAGAACCAGAACCAGACUCCAGACAAGACAUUGGCUGCAGUUCCUGCCACUUGUCCCCAUAAGCAGAGUCAGCGGCGUGUGACCUUUCACCUUCCUGAUGGUUCUCAGGAGAGCUGUAAUGCCACUGGACCAAUGGAACAGGAGGUGGGCAGCAGUGCCAGUAUCACUAGCACCACUCAGUCUCUGCCAUUGGGAUUCCCACAAGACGAGUACUACGAGCAGACUUCGCCCAACAGCCGCACUGAGGGUGAUGGCAACUCUGACCCCGAGUCUACUAUUGAAGUGAACCUGCAGAAGGCCAUGACUGAGGCCUCGGAGACCUGCACCCAGGAAUGUCUGAUCCUCGGCCAUUCUGACAGCUGCUGGAUGCCUCCGGCGGUGACCCAGUUCCAGACGACUGCUGCUGCCACGUUGCCCUCGUUCAGCCUUCAGCAGAGCUGGGCACGCAGCGGCGCCAUGCCAGACGGGCGUCACACCCUCAGCAGAUCUGUGCCCAGAGAUGAUCUGGACAAAGGGAGCAAUCGGCCUCAGUUCUACAGCACACUGGACAGACACUGUAGCAAGAAAGAGGAUGCUGUGAAGGUCAUUCCUUUGGCCAGCUUCUCUGCCACAUCGAGCCCGCAGAACUCGGGUACUGGCGUCUCCUCUGCAUUCUUACAUGAGCAUCAGCUGUAAAGCAAGAAGCAAGCAUUUCCAGUAAGCUACAGCAACACAAAAAGUCAGUGAUGAGAAAACCAUUACUAAGUUGACAACUGACAAAAUAAAAUCUUAACAAAGUUUAUCAGUCUGUAUUUCCAAUGCUUAUAAAAGCAUUUCUUUUUUUUUGUCUUUGUCAGGAUAAAAAUCAAUUAAGUGAACGGACAGUAAUAAUACUCUCACAACACCAGACUCUAUAGUCACCAGACUACAUAAUCCGUAGAUCUAAACCAAAGUAGCAUCUCAAGUGAAAAACAGAGUUAAAUAAUAAUAAAAAAAAGGUGUAUCUUUGGUAGGUAGCGGCUAACGAAUCGAGCUCCAGAGAUGAUGUCAAUGUUUUUUGAGAGUUUUAAAUAUGGCGUAAUUAUGGAACACACAUAUAUGCUGUUGAAUGAAGUUAGUGAGGUGUUAUUUGUGUGAGUGAUUCAGUGAAAUUCAGUGAGUAUAUAGCGUGAAUUGUUUCUAGAAAAUUUUUCUCCUCAUCUGCGUGUUGCAGAGACUCUGUUCAGACAACAGACAUGUUAUUAUGCCUCACUACAAAUAUUUAUCUCACUCUCUAAUAACAUGUAGAAAGUUUUCUCAAGAAAUCAGCUAUUUUUCUUCAUGAACUGAAAAGCGAGGCUUCCUCUAAUGUCUGUAGUUUCCAUGCAUUGACACCCUAUUUUCUCCCAUUAUUAGGAACCUACUCAUUUUCUUAUUAACCAAGCCUGGGAAGGCACAGACAGAUGUGCUAAAGAGCCGUCCUUUGUUUUCCUUCUCUCCUACAUCAAGUUUCAGUCUUGAAAUAUACAAUUUAUGCACCUUAACAAGUGCUAUGGAACCAAUUAUGAGAUCUCCUGAUAGUAUAAUUACUUUGAUCUGUAAUCACUGUAGCAGCCAUAGCUGUGGAAGACUGCUCUGUAAUAGUAUAAUUGGCUUACUUUUUCUUUGUGUGCAUGUCUGGGUGUGUGUUACCUUUGUGGCCCACUACUCUUUUAAAAUCCAUGGAGAAAAAAACAACAAAAAACAACAACAUAACGCUAGGUCCCUAAGUUCCUGAUGCGGAUUCUUCUUUGGUUUUUACUUCAGUCAAGGACCUCAAAGUUAUUUGUGACCUGUAUGCUUUUUGACUGCUAAAUAAAAAUAGAAGCUCUUGUUUCUCACAUCCACACUGUAGCUUUCCAUAGUUAGUUAUGAGCUAUAAGUGGAAAAAAUUAAGCUGUAUUCAUCAUGCAGACCUAAAGACUUAUAGUAGACAUUGUCAAUCAUAAGGCCACCAAGCAAUAUCAAGGACUGAAACUGUAAUAACAAACGUCAAAGUGCAGUUAAUUAGGCAUUUUUCUUUAUUUUUUCUUUGCUUCUUUGAAUAAAACAAAUUCCCAUGCACUCUUUUAUUUUCUAUAUUAAUUUGGAAUUAGGCAGACCCCAAAGAGCCAGCUUCAGCAAGCAUACUUUCUUUAAUUCAGCAAUUCUGCUUAGUACAUACUGAUGAAACCAAAGCAUUUGAGUUAGUGAUCCAAAAAAUUACUUUCUUAUAAAUUAGGUGGAAUAGCAGUGGAGGAAUGUAUGCCAGGAGAGUGGUAUGAUGAGCCUGGCUCUGCCGUAUUGCUCAUUGAUCUGAGAGAAUGCACAGUUGCAUUGGCAGCAACUCCCUGGACUACAGCAAAAAAAAAUCCCCUUUAACACUGUUAAUCAAUGAGAAGAACUAUAGGGUGGUACUGCGUCAGGCGAUACUGCCAUGGACUGGCUGCACUGUAGAACACUCUUCUGCUUCCUAAGACAGUAUCAUUUGAAUAGAGGUUUAAUGCUUGUUGGAUGAACACUACUCUACUCAUGGAAGAGAUAAAAAGGGAGAGCCAAGGUUAAAAAUUCUAAUUGCAUUAAUUUAUGGCAGUCUAGAAAUUCUAGAAAUUCAUAUGUUUUGUCACCAGUCAUUAUUUUGUUGAUAGUUAUGAGCUGGUAAUUAGACUAAGCAAAUUUAAGUAUACCAUUUGAGGUUUUUAAACUGUUCAGAUUAGUCUGGAGAAAAAUUUCACAUUGUUUUCAAACUGCAUGCAUCCACAAUAUUUCAGCAAUGUUUAAACAGAAAACAAAAUGCCAUACAAUUUCAAUUCACCACUAGCUAAAGAAAAUGAGCUCUUAAUAAUAAAAUAUUCAUAAAGGUAUAUUUAAUAAAUAAUCAGUAUAUAUAGUGUGUAGCUAGUUUAGUUGAGUUACAUUUGGUUCCAAAGUUUUUGCAAGUUAAAAAAAUCUGCAAAAAUCACUAAUAGAAAAAUACAUAAAUGUAUACUAUGUUCAUAACAAUUCUCCCUUUUCUCCCUUUUAACACUUUUUAUGUUUUAUACCUUACUAUCCAGUGCAUUGUGAAAGCAACAUGAAUCAGCAACAUUAAACAAAAGCAUUUAUUUAUAAUACUCUGGAAUAUUGUGUGAGGAAAUUCAUAUCUCACUAGCUCUCAUCUAUUGCAUUUGCAUGACCUUGAGAGUACGUUGUGACCUUUGACCCUUGGCCCAUUUAUGAUGGUGAAGAGGUGCAUUGUGUAGCCAUGUGACCACUCAUGGGUUGUGUUAUAGAUCUGAACUUGCAGUAAUGAUAAUGCACUGUAGUACUGAUAACGCAAGCGCUCCUUAAUAUCAGCACAUCAACACAUCAAAUCAACUUUAAUCAUCAUGUGGCAAAACAAAGAAAAAAAGGAAAAGGAAAUGAAGGGGGGGGGGGGGGACAUGUAUAUAUUUAGAAUAUAUUUAUACAUGUAUAUAUUGACAAAAUGUUGGCAAAGGGAAGUGUGAUUGGGAUGUUUUGAACUUAUCAAUAAAAUAUGUUUAAAAAGCUUCAAUUUAUAACAUAGAGACAAUCUUCAUCAUAAUGUAGGAAUUCAUUAUGCAUACAUCAGUAUAUGUGAGCGCAGGUAUCUUUGUGUGUGUGUGCAUGUAUGUAUACUGGCACAGAGAUGGUCAGAAUAAUAUACACACCAUGCAUCUUGUAUAAAGCAAGAAAACAAUAUGAAACUAUUGCUAUUCUAGAUCUGCUUGUAAUUUAAUCAUUUGUUGUGCUUCACAAUUGCUUUGAAAGAUGACAGCUUUGCUAUGUGCCAGCAGUACACUAUUAAACAAUAAAAAAUAUACUGUGUAUUGUCUUACCCCUGUAAAAUAUCCCUUUAGAAUCUAUGAAAAAAAAAAAAAAAUACAUUCAUAUACAUUUGGUGUAAUGAUUUUUCUUGUCUUGGAAUUUUACUUGAA